Messenger RNA from Suillus paluster, 1194 nucleotides. RefSeq lists its product as uncharacterized. The transcript is spliced from 2 exons. Lineage: Eukaryota; Fungi; Basidiomycota; Agaricomycetes; Boletales; Suillaceae. The record is from RefSeq and is a predicted model, not a curated record. The coding region runs from base 1 to 1194 and encodes 397 amino acids.
AUGUCCCAUCCUUUUUCUUCGAGGGGAACACCUAGUCGGAUGCUUUAUGCUCAAACAGAUGCCCCUGGUCGGAGGUCUGUGGACAAUGACCAACAUGUCAUGCAGUCACCGCCUUAUGCACUGUCAAGUACUUUUGUCCAAUCUCAUGGAAGUAUGGAUAUAGGCCCACAAGCGUCUGGCUCCGGCAUGACUCCGACUUCAAGUCUAUCUGGCGCCGUCGGGGACAUAAAUAUCCCCCCGCAACUAUGGAAUCCUGCAACCAGAUCUCCAUAUUCAAAUACACAAACAUCUUGGGUGCCUGGUGCUCACAAUAUGUCCAAUAUUCCGCCAAACAUGCAACCCCACAUUCAUUCCACUGUCCCCUACAAUACUACUCCUACCACAGAUCUUAAUACCGCAACCCACCCUAACCAACCGUCCGUCACACCAAGUUCACCGCCAUUCGCGCAUACGUACCCAAGUCAGAUGUCAUUCCAACAAGAACGUUCUUCUCAAAAUUCUCCCGCCUUUAUGCUGGGUCGCCCAGGGUCUCGAAUGUCAUUCGAUCAGUCUCGCCGCUCUCCACAGGAUGCCAUGGAAGAAGAAAACAAACUCCUUCGAAAGAGGGUGAAAGAGCUUGAGCUAAUCAAUGAGAAAGGCCGCCAGCGCAUCAGAGAGCUCGAAGCUGAAUUAGCUGGCCGCAGCAUCGCUGACUCUCCAAUCCGGCACGCAGAGCCGUCCAUGGGUACAAUCCCCCCUGCUGUGUUCGGCAGAAUGUCCACUCCUCCGGCUGUGCAGGCAUCCUGGAAAGCUCGCACGGAUGCUCGUAUACGGCUUUUCUGUUCGUUGAAUCGUGCUGGAAAUGCGUUAUGCUCCUGGCACGAUUCGCGUCGGGAGCGUCGAGCAUACCCACCGCGUAUGGCUCCUGCUGGCCAUCUGAACUGUGGUUGCUCAUAUGAUGAGGCACUUUUCGAGGAAAGCUUGUCUCGUCAUGGCGUCGGUAGCUACCAUCCCGGAGAGGCCGUCCGCAUGGACCCUGCCCUUCGUAACCCUCUACUUAAAUUACUGCAGGAGCGAUAUGGAUACAGGGAUGGUGACUUCGAAAGACAGCCGGCAACAGGGGAUUGGUCAGAUGGAGAGGGAAGUGGCUUGUGGGAGCAGAAACUGCUUUCAGGCGCUUCUGGCUCCAGAAAAAGAGGCGAGGAUCGUCGAUAG